UAUCCCCUCCGCUCCGCGGCUUUCUCCCGCGGUUUCCCUUCCUCCAAGAAAGAAAAACCGACGUCGUCGCUCGCUCGUCCAAGAAAACCACGAUCUCCUUCCUCUUUCCACCAUCCACGAUCCAAUCCAUUCGGUCGCCGUCAUCCCCCUCGUCCUCCUCUCGUGACAGAUCACUUCCUCAAGACUUCGGAUGGAAUCCAUUAAGACACAAUCUCAAGGUUCUGCCUCUUCUGUUCCAAAGAACCCAGCCAUGUCCUCUUGUCGGAAGAAGAAGUCUGACGACGCUACGUUCCUCGAAGAUCUGAAAGACCAUAUCGACGAGUUCAUCCAUGCCUCCAUGGAUGAGCACAAGCAUUGCUUCAAAAACACCAUCCAGAAGAUGUUUGGGAUGUCAAAGGUUGUCGCAGAGCGUUCCGCUGAAGCAAAAGAAGCUGAAGUCGAGAGCGCUUUGCCUCUUCAGACCAGUGUCUCGCAGUAGGAUGCCAUGGCUGAUGGCAGCUUGUUUGCCUUCUGUUGCCUGUGUUCCGUCCUGUGGAGCUUAACAAUCAGUAAUACCUGUAAUAGCAGUGAAUAUGGAGUCUACUGCUUUAUGUUUCCUUGUAUUUUGCUGUUUUUUUCAUAUAUUUUGAGAACAAAUCUUGAACAAAAUGGGGUAUAACUAAAAAGUCUACUUCAACAAGUGUCGAAUUGCUGA
Oryza sativa Japonica Group (Japanese rice) is the source of this 694-nucleotide messenger RNA. RefSeq lists its product as uncharacterized. The record is from RefSeq and is a predicted model, not a curated record. NCBI's taxonomy places the organism in Eukaryota, Viridiplantae, Streptophyta, Magnoliopsida, Poales, Poaceae.